Molecule: messenger RNA, 6276 nt
Organism: Chiloscyllium plagiosum (whitespotted bambooshark)
Lineage: Eukaryota; Metazoa; Chordata; Chondrichthyes; Orectolobiformes; Hemiscylliidae
Gene: fbxl4
Product: F-box and leucine-rich repeat protein 4
Biological process (GO): SCF-dependent proteasomal ubiquitin-dependent protein catabolic process
Cellular component (GO): SCF ubiquitin ligase complex
Molecular function (GO): protein binding
Source: RefSeq, a predicted model, not a curated record
GUUCCCGGCUGUAGGUGACAUGUUUACAUUUACGGAGGGAGCAGAAAGACAGACUUAAAACAAAACAGCAUGUCUUGUGAUUGAAUAAAACAUGCUUAAUAAACAAAUCAUCUGUUCUGCACGCAGUAAUACAGCGUCUGUAAAUGCUGAGCGACAGGUCUGUGCUGUGUUAAUGGGAAUGAAGAAAUAAAUAAAGCCAGGGGCAAAAUAAAGCAUCUGCCGUGUGGGAAGAACAUAGACAAACCUCAAUGUAUCCCAUGUUAACAUUUUUGAGCAUGUUUUACUACAUUUGCCUACGUCGUAGAGCCAGAUCAGGUACAAGAGGAGAAAUAAUGAACAGUCGGCGAGCUAUUGAGUCGAGCAACCGCAUCCUACCUCUCAGCGUCGAAGUGGUGCAGUAUGCCAAAGAAGUGGUGGAUUUUAGUUCUCAGUAUGGCAGUGAAAACAGCUUGUCCUAUACUAUGUGGAAUUUGUCUGGACUGCCAAAUGUUUACCCAAGUUCCGGUGAUUUCACACAGACUGCUGUGUUCCGGACCUACGGGAGGUGGUGGGAAAGCUGUCCGAGUUCACCUCCACCAUUCAGAAGGACUCCCCGAAGUUUUCAUAGCCAAGAAUAUGUUGAAUUAGCGUUUGAGGAGGCUGUGUACCCAACAGCUAUUGAUGUACUGGAAACCUAUCAUCCUGGAGCCAUCGUUAGGAUCUUAGCUUGCUCAGCAAAUCCUUAUUCCCAGACUCCUCCAUCAGAAAUUAGAUGGGAGACCUUAUGGGCAGGUGAACCUGAGAAAGUGAAUAUCUUGCAGGCUCGCCAAUUUACUCCGUGCAUUAAACAACUUGACUUCAUGACAAACUUGAUUCGCCUGGAACUGAACAGUUCUUUCCUAGAUUACUACACGGAGUUGGAUGCUGUCCUGUUACAUGGUGUUAAGGACCGGCUUCUUUCUGUUCACAAACCAUCAAUGCUAGAUCUGGAAGAAGACGACAAGGAUGACCACAGUUUAGAGUUCUUCAAUGGGCAAAUCACUGGAAUACCCUUGCCUGAAUACACCAAGAAUGGUUAUUUUGAAAAACUGCCUUAUGAGUUAAUCCAGCUGAUCCUCAGUCACCUGACAGUGCCAGACCUUUGCCAGUUGGCACAGACCUGCAAAUUAUUGUACCAACAUUGCUAUGAUCCUCUCCAGUAUGUCCAGCUCAGUUUGCAGCCUUAUUGGGCAGGCCUGAAUGAUGGCUCUCUGGAGCACCUGCAGUCACGCUGUGCUCUUGUGCAGUUUUUAAAUCUGUCUUGGACUGGGAAUAGGGGAUCCAUUUCCACACAAGGCUUUCACAGAUUCAUGCAAGUGUGUGGAUAUGAGCUGGUGCGUCUGGAGUUGGCCUGCUGCCACUUCCUGAAUGAAAGUUGCCUCGAGGUUAUUGCUCAGAUGUGCCCAAACCUCCAGGAGCUGAACCUUUCAUCCUGUGAUAAACUAAACACUCAGGCUUUCUGCCAUAUUGCUAAGAUCUCAGGUCUCCGACGUCUGGUCGUUUACCGCACAAAAAUUGAGCAAACAGCACUGCUCAGCAUUCUGAACUUCUGCUUGGAACUUCAGCACCUCAGCCUUGGCAGCUGUGUCAUGGUUGAUGACUAUGACGUUGUGGCUAGCGUGAUUGGUGCUAAGUGUAAAAAGCUACGAUCCCUAGAUUUGUGGAGAUGUAAAAAUAUCACAGAAAAUGGCAUAGCUGCUAUAGUAUCGGGCUGCCGACUCCUGGAAGAAUUGGAUCUCGGAUGGUGCCCAAUGUUACAAAGUAGCACAGGAUGCUUCAUAAAGCUUGCUCGCAAACUGCCCAACUUGCGCAAGAUCUUUUUGACAGCCAACAGAUCUGUUUGUGACACAGAUAUCGAGGAGCUGGCUGAAAAUUGCCCUCGUCUGUUCUAUGUGGACAUAUUAGGUACACGAAUGGUGAGCCCUGCGGCCUUACGAAAGCUGCUUCAAUUCUGUAAGGAGCUCUGUCUUCUAGACAUUUCCUUCUGUUCUCAGAUUGAUAGUCGGGUGGUUCAAGAGCUCAGUGCCAACUUCCCAAAUGUGUCAAUUAAGAAGAGUUACACCCAGUGACCAACCUUACUGUAUCCCAAAUGAUUAAUCAGCUCUCUAGUCCUGUUUUGGUUUUUGGGGUUUAACAAAAUGAAUCUUAAGCUGAAUUCCUUCACUAUUUGGCACCAUUCCUACAUCAGAGUCCUUUGUCCUGGGAAGGUGCCAAAAGGUGUGAUUAUUGCAAUCAUUUAGAGUUGAUCUGGGCUCUCUGAACUAAAUUAAUGAUGACAAUGAGUUAAAGUAGAGGUUUACAAAGAGCCAAACAUGUGUCUUUCUAAUAAGUCAAUAAGUACAUCAAGGUAAUGCAAGGUAAAUAGAUUAUCCUUAACUGUGUUCCUAUGAUAAUUGCUUUAAUAAAUGAGUAAAAUUAAAAGAUAACUAAGAAACCUAUUUUUUUCUCCCAAACAUAUAUUUUUGAAUGUGCAAGAUUAUAUCACGCUGUUUACAGAAGCUCAACUUAGUGGAAUGGUUCAGAGUAGAACUGAUAUCAAGGUGAUUAGACAGAAGUAGGUGUAUUGUUUGGAAGCUUGAAUUGAGACUCUGUUUUGCAUUUUGAUAUUUACUUUGUUCACUGAGCAGCGUAUAUCAAAGAAUUGUAUUCUUGCUACAAAACUCAUUGCACGUUAUUGUGCUGAAGGUGAAAUAUUUGAUGUAUCACCAACUGUCCCUCAAAUUGAGGAUGAAGUCUACUCAGGGUCAUGAGUUUCUCCCAUGGGUCUGUAUGUAACUGAGCUGGCUGGUUUUGACGGAUCUUUGGGCUCAUGGGACAGGACGUCCGAGGGGCAGUAAGAUCCAGAGUGCAGGACUUGUUUCGAUUUGCUCCGUUCUCUGCUGCCAUUCUGCCUUGUCAUUAAAGUCUUGGAACUUGAAGCCUGACGUGGCUUGACGGACAGGUUAUCUCCUUACAGAGUGAUUUGUAGCCCUCCCCGUCAUGAAGGUCAAUGCUGCCACACUUCCCUUAAGAGUGUCUUUGAAGCUUUCCCUUUUUUCUCCUCUGGAAUGUGUACUUGAGCAUUAAAUUGGUAUGGUCUGACUUUUAACCUAUUUUUGAAGAAAGUUUUAGAAUUUUGAUGUUUCUCAUGUUACUGUCACAGUAAUUCACAUAUCCUUGUACAAAAAGCUAUGUGGUGAGAUGGAAUGUUGUUAGAAAAUAAAUUUAUGCAUGAUACAGUUUUCUUUGUUAGUACUUCAAUGUAAUUAAGUUUAAUGUUCUUUAUCUUUAAUGUAGGUGUAAAACACAAUGUAGGAUUAAACUACAAGGCGUUUAAGUUAAAGAUAUGACCUUAAAGCAAGCUGAAAUGUACUAUUUAAAAUGUUUCUAUUUUGAUUUCCUACAUUUCAUUUUGAUGAUUAGUGAAAAUAUGCUUUGCAGUAGAUAAGAGUUCUUCGAAUCUGACUGCUAUACAAAAUUAUAGUUAUACUAGCACUUGUUAAAACAAGACUAAUAUGGAUUUUAAAAGAAAGGUUAAGUCAGGAGCCAUUUACUGUGGAUGCUGGAAAUCUGAACUAAAAGCAGAAAAGUGCUUGAAUUACUUAGAAAGUCAAGCAUCAUUUUGUGGAGAGAGAAACAGAGUUGCGUUUCAGAUCAAUAAUGAAAGGUCAUGAAAACGAGUUUCUGUUUCCACAGAUGCUGCUGGCUGCAUUUUAAAGCAUGUGCUGUUUUUAUUCAAGCUUAGAUUAGGGAUUAUUUAUCAGAUUUACAUGAAUGUAUAUUUGGUUUAAAAAAAACAGGUUUUCAUUGAAUAUGUGCUUAUUUGCACAAUAAAUUAGAUAAACUUUAAAUAUUUUAUAAUAUAUGUUCGGUCAACUUUCUUCUGUGUAAAUCUUCUAAAUUUGCAUAGAAUCCUCAAAUUCAAGGAUACCUCUGAAUGAAAAGAAAAUAAUAAUCCAAUUUCAGAUCAGCUCAUGAUAACCUUUCUGUUUACAAUCCCUGUUGUUUUUUUUUCAGGUAGGCUUCUUCUAGUCUGACAUCUGUUGUCACUGUGAAUGAUAAUAUUGUUCCUGUGUACUUAGUGUCUGAAAGUGCUCACAAAAGUGAAUUAAGACUGCAAUCAUGCAACAGCAGGUUUAUGAAGAAAUAAACUGAAAUUGAUUUCUGAGAAAUUCAAAAUAAAAGUGUAUUGGUAUUUAGAUGACUCACCAAAGUCACGUUAUAAUGGCUUUAAAAGUAGUGAUAAAAGUAAAUGUUGGGAUUUAUACAAUAUUUUUAAAUUGCUUGACCUUAAACUCUCAAAGCAGGUUCAAAUAUGUAUAUAAUGAUUAAAAACAUUGAACUGUGAAAAACCUUCCUGUACUAUUAAUGAGUAAAUAUUUGUUCACAAUGCUAAUAAGAUAUUGCCACCAAAAUGAUUAUAACUUGCUUUUAAAAAAUAAUAGGAAUGAAGAAUUGUAGAAGAUCCAUGCUUUGUUACCAAAAUAAUAUGCAUCUGUCUGUACUAACCAUGCUGUCAAUGGAAAUGAAGGAUAUGGAUAUUUAAACAAGAGUCUUCUGCAUCCAUUUUGCAUAAAGUAUGAUUUGAAAUACUUUGUAAAGUUAUUUGAAUGUUAAACAAUUUAUUUUGGAAAUCUGUUUUGUUUGUGCAAAAUAUUGGACUAAGUCUAUUCUCUAAGCCAAGGCAGUAUGUGUUGUUGACAGCUAGGACUUUGCCAGACCUUCAUUUUGCAUUAAUAAAAGUAAAAAACAAGUUUCUACUGUUGGAUUUGAAACAAAUAAUUAGCAUUAAUUUAUUUGUUUUCUCAGAUCAAUAAGUCCCCCUCCCCCAACGCUCAUGUGCAAAGUUUACAGUGUGUAGGUGACAAAAUAAAGAAUCUAUAAUAAUCAGGAUGCUGAGUUUAAUCCUACAAAUGCUUAAGCACCCUAUGACAUUGAAAUGAACACGUUUUCUAAUGUAUUGGUAGAAAGAGAUGUUAUGAAAAUAUUAUUCCUUUGUCCAACCUUGGAAAUCACUGCUGCAUUAAAGAAAUAUUUUGGAGAAAGCUCUUUUUAAAAUUUGUAAGGUAAAAGUCUGUAAGAUAAAUCAAUUUUAAUUCUAGCACUUCAUUGGAUCCUGUUUAAAAAAAACUUUACAUUCAUAAUUAGAGAAUCUUAAUGUUGACCUUAAAUGCUGUCAUUUAGAUUCUUUUUUUUGUCAAAUAACAGACAGUAAACUACUCUAGAGUUGUCUCUUUGACUUCACAUUUUUGUUGUUUGUUCAGCUUUAUGUAUGAACCAGUGAAGUGAUUCACAUGAAAGCAAGAGAGAGGAUAAAUUUUGUCAAAUACAUGUAUGGUGUUUGUAUUUUGUGCUGCCUGCUUAUGUACAGCAAUGGUCAAUGAGCUCCGGAUCUGAAGGUUUGAAGUUGACAAAUUAGCUUUUCCUAAUUAACUGAAAGGAAGUAAAUCUGUUGGGAAUUUGGGAGAUUGAAGGGGAUAUAGUGAGAGGUAUCUCCUAGACUGUUUGAGCAUAGGGGUUUCAUGUUCAGAUUGCAAAGAAGUCAAAACUGCAAAAAGAUUAAAAAUUAACAGAAGACUUCAAAUGUACUGCAGAUUUAGACAUUGUAGGGUUUUAUUUGUUGUCAGAAUUCCAAAACUUUGGGCAGUUCCUCGUUAAUGUUCUGAUUCACCAGCACAACUUGGUAAUAAAUGAUGAAAUUAAGACAUUUUCUUCAUGGUGUUGUAAUCUAAACUUUCGCAAGGUGACUGACACUCUGCAGGAAAGUCAGUGUAACACAUGUUAACAGGGCCGUGGGGUGCUUUUCAACAGAAAACCUGCUGGCUGUCCAUCUCAACGACCUGAUCAUCUGCCUUUGGUUGGAUGAGCCACAAAGUUACAGGGUUGUUGGAAAUCAUACAAAAGUUUUCUUACCCUCCCAGCUAGAGAAACAAUUCAUAAAAGUGGAGAAAAAUGAAAAAAAGGAAGAUGAGUUGUCACAAAAGCUGCAUUUUUAAGCAUUUCUAAAAUUAAAGUGCAAUGUUUUCUUGAAUUUUAGUUUACAUUAGAUUACAUUACAUGAGUGUAUGCAUUUUGUAGCAACAGACAAUUGAUUUUUUGACACAAUAACUUGUGCCACAUGUUAACAAAUCUGGUUUUGAUGAAUUGUAUUUUUGAAGGCUUGAGAUAAUGUAGAACCAUCCCUCUAAUUUUUGACGUAAAAGAAUGCUUGUGUUUGAUGCUUUGAAAAGUAAUUAUUUUUAUAAACAUUUCUUGUGUUAAUAAAAUUUUUCAAUGCUA